CGAUGCUGCGUGUCGCCACGUGCGUUUUCUCAGCCUUUCGCGUGUCGCUGUCCGUGUCAUGCAUGGAAGCGUGAGCAAAAUUCUGUCAAAUUGAGGUUUUGUUUUCUGCCUUCCAGCCGGGCUUCCUCAUGGCGAUCACCCUGUACAACUUGUUUGAAGCAGCACUGCUAUGUAUCAACGCCAUCGCCGUUCUGCACGAGAAGCGAUUUCUGGAAAAGAUAAACUGGGGCAGAGAGCAAGCCUCUCAUGGGUUCGAGCCUGGUGCUAAGUCGCAGAUAAUCAACUUGAUUCAUUCUGUGAGGACGGUUAUGAGGAUACCUCUCAUCUUCAUCAAUGCCUUGAUCAUCAUUUUCAAGCUUCUCUUUGGGUGACUGACGGCUUCGAUUAGCGCUGCCCCUUGCUUUCGUGCAAACGCAAUUUGCUGUACAUGUGUGCUUGUCAGGUGAAUAAAAUUUCCGGCUAUUUUUCUGUA
Molecule: messenger RNA, 472 nt
Organism: Rhipicephalus sanguineus (brown dog tick)
Lineage: Eukaryota; Metazoa; Arthropoda; Arachnida; Ixodida; Ixodidae
Product: immediate early response 3-interacting protein 1
Exons: 3
Coding region: 129-371 (80 amino acids)
Biological process (GO): endoplasmic reticulum to Golgi vesicle-mediated transport
Cellular component (GO): COPII-coated ER to Golgi transport vesicle; endoplasmic reticulum membrane; Golgi membrane
Source: RefSeq, a predicted model, not a curated record